GGUCCUCCCCUCGGCGUCCCAGCCGGGCAGGUGCGCGGCCUCCGGAGGCGGGUCUUCGGCUCGCCGGGUCCGCGCUCGGAGCCGCGGCAGUCAGUCGACCGGCAGCCCUCGAGGCGAGAUGACGGCCUGCAAGCGAGUGGCGAAGGAGCUGGAGGCCCUUCAGAAGGAGCUUCCCCGGUACCUGAGGAACCUGCGCAGCGAUGAUGCCAACGUCCUGGAGUGGCACGUGCUCCUCCUGCCGGAUGAGCCUCCCUACCACCACAAGGCCUUUGGUGUCCACAUCAGCUUCCCCAGAGAUUACCCACUCAAGCCUCCCACAGUGGCCUUCACAACCAAGAUCUACCACCCCAACGUGGAUGAGAACGGACAGGUGUGUCUGCCCGUCAUCAGCAAGGGCAACUGGGAGCCCACCACCAAGGCCUUCCAAGUCCUGGAGGCCCUCAACAGGCUGGUGAACAGACCGGAUCUGGAGGAACCCGUGAGGCUGGAGCUGGUUGACCUGCUGACCCAGGACCCGGAGCUGUUCAAGCAGAAAGCGACGGAGUUCACCCUCCAGUUCGGAGAGGACCGGCCCUCCUAAUUCCUGGCCUGACCCCUCUCCACACUGGGUCCAAGACACCUUACGGACCUGGGCUCAGCCCCUCAGUGAGCUAGGCCCUGUCCUGUUUUUCCUUCUUAGAUUGCUAGUCACGGGUGUGUGUGUGGUGUGAUGGCGAGAGGGAGGCUAUAUGUGCAUCUGUGUCCUACGUGUGCCUUUGCCCCGAGCCAGGGGAGAUUAGGUUUUCACAGUUACAGGUCAGUUCUUCAGGGCGUGACAAGUCAGCUGGCAGGAGACAGGACCCCUCCAGGGCUCCCAGAAUAAGGGGAAUAUGUGUGUGAGAGGCAAGGGACAUGGAGAGGCGUGCAUAGAUUUAGGUGCUAAGCCAUUUGUUUUCUGCUAUCGAAUGAUAAAUGAAGAAUCUGACCUCCAUCCGGGAAGUCUGACUGUAUUUUGCGACUUCCUGCUGUCCCAUGAGGUGGCCAGUUUCUGGAGACCUGGCUGCAGGCUGCGGAGCUGUGUCCAGCAUGCAGUGCCUGCCUGGCCACUCCAGCACAGAUGGGGCAGACGAUCGGCCUCAUGGUCCCCGCUGGUUGGGAUGCCCACUUCCCAUGUUGGAGUGCCUUGGUUUCCGGCUCUGCUGCCGACUCCAGCUUCCCGUUGAUGCUCUCUGUGGGAGGCUCCAGUGCGCAGGUCUCUGCCAGCCUUGCACAGACCUGGAUUCCCAGUUCCUGACUCCCCACCCACACACACCCCACCCAGUGUUAGAGAGCUAACCGGUGGAUAGGAGCUCUCUCCCUCGCUGUACGUCUCGGUAAUUGUGAAGAGUUACUAAACUUUAAAUAAAAAUGUUUUUCUAAAAGUC
Messenger RNA from Ochotona curzoniae (black-lipped pika), 1403 nucleotides. RefSeq names its product ubiquitin conjugating enzyme E2 L6 (gene UBE2L6). Bases 119 to 580 code for a protein of 153 amino acids. NCBI's taxonomy places the organism in Eukaryota, Metazoa, Chordata, Mammalia, Lagomorpha, Ochotonidae. The transcript has 4 exons. The record is from RefSeq and is a predicted model, not a curated record.